CGCACAACGUCAUCACACGGUGACCUUUGUACGCGCCGCCAUACUGUCAGUGAGGCUGUUGCGCUCGCAGCGGGAACACGACGCACACCAAUUACGCGCGAAAUCACCGUCAUGGAAAGUAAGAGGAAAUCUAAAAAAAGACGACCCAAAGGAAAAGACAAAAAUGAGACCUGCAAUAGAAAAAAUACGACGAAAUCUAUUGAAAUGGACACGGAGGAGAAACGACCACAACGGACGAACAAGGCUUCAAUGAAAAUGUUUGAAGAUAAUGUCUCGUCACGACGCACUAAACCAUCGUUGGGGAGCAGGUCUGAGUCUGAAGCUGGUACAGAUAAUGACGAUGAUAACGAAACCGAUUCGUUUUCGGAAGCUUCAAGUAAUAGCAGUAUUUUUGACUCUCAUCGCCGCCGCCGUUUAGCUCUUAAACGUUCCCAUUCAACCACUUCAAACAAUGGCACAAACAAACCUAAAACAAAACAGGCGAAAGUUAAACAUGCUGAUGACGGUGCAGACACAAUUUCUUUGCAUUUAGAAACUUUAAGGAACAACUUGGGUGAUAUAAAAGUUUUAGAAAUCUCAUCUUUGCUUCCUGACCCGACAGAAAUAGAAAAUAUGUCAAUUUGUACGAGAAAUCAGUCACCUCUGGCAUCGCCGCCGCCACCGGAUCCGGUUGAAGCUGAAAGAAAUGACUCACCUGCGUCGCCGCCGCCACCGGAUCCGGUUGAAGCUGAAAGAAAUGACUCACCUGGGUCGCCGCCGCCGCCGGAUCCGGUUGAAGCUGAAAGAAAUGACUCACCUGCGUCGCCGCCGCCACCGGAUCCGGUUGAAGCUGAAAGAAAUGACUCACCUGCGUCGCCGCCGCCACCGGAUCCGGUUGAAGCUGAAAGAAAUGACUCACCUGGUUCGCCGCCGCCACCGGAUCCGGUUGAAGCUGAAAGAAAUGACUCACCUGGGUCGCCGCCGCCACCGGAUCCGGUUGAAGCUGAAAGAAAUGACUCACCUGCGUCGCCGCCGCCACCGGAUCUGGUUGAAGCUGAAAGAAAUGACUCACCUACGUCGCCGCCGCCACCGGAUCUGGUUGAAGCUGAAAGAAAUGACUCACCUGCGUCGCCGUUGCCACCGAAUCCGGUUGAAGCUGAAAGAAAUAACUCGCCCCGUGCGUCACUAAUGCCAUCAAGAUCUGAAGAUGCCCAAAGAAAUAAUCCGACCGGAAUCCCGGAAGAGGGUAAUGUUAGACAGUCUGGUAACGACAUUGAAGCUCCAAAUGACUGGGAAACUACAAAAGCGGAUAUACCGUUAUUUGAAUUUGAUGCCCUUUCUGCGGGUGCUCAAUUUAAUGUCGGUCCAGGUACGACGGUCGUAGAUGUUUUUCAUAAAACGUUCCCACCUAAUAUUAUUGACUAUAUUGUAACAUGCACUAACGCCUAUGGAAAAGCACUUUGUUUGUCAAAAAGACCAGCAACCAGGAAUACACGUCAUUACAAUUUUAAAGACACGAACCAAGAAGAAGUCCGUAAGUUUCUCGGUUUGUGUUUGCUUAUGGGUCAAAUAAAAAUUCCCCAAAAACGAAAGCAUUUUACAUACAGUGAUCCACUGUAUUACCACCCAAUAUUUUCUUUUAUAAUGUCAGCAAGAGAUUCGAACAAAUUCUAAGAUGCCUAUGUACAUCAGAUUUAAAUCAAAUCAAAUCAAAUAUACUUUAUUGCACACAACACAGCAAAAGGAAAAGAAAAAAUUGUGAAUUUUAUUGAAAUGUUGUGUAAGAACUUCAGAGAUUGUUAUAAGUCAUACAGAGAUCUCAGUUUGGAUGAAUCUCUGCCCUUAUUCCGGGGUCGACUAUCAUUCCGGCAAUACAUAAAAAGCAAAAAAGCCCGUUAUGGCAUAAAAUUCUACGAACUGACAUCAUCAGAUGGUUAUGUUUUAAAUUUAAUGAUGUAUGCCGGAAAAGACGCUGAAAACGAGGUUCAGAAAGGAAAAAAAACC
Messenger RNA from Pectinophora gossypiella (pink bollworm), 1983 nucleotides. RefSeq lists its product as uncharacterized. The transcript is spliced from 5 exons. The record is from RefSeq and is a predicted model, not a curated record. Bases 112 to 1653 code for a protein of 513 amino acids. Lineage: Eukaryota; Metazoa; Arthropoda; Insecta; Lepidoptera; Gelechiidae.